GCUCGGCAUUGCUGUACGAUUUCAAAGAGAGAACGCGCCCUAUGACGAUACAUCACCGCUCCAAGGGGUGACUAUGCACACGCUAAACGUCAUCUACUCGAGUCUUUCCAAUCCUCCCCUCAGUUAGGGAUGGUUUCCCUACUGCUCCUGGCCGCCGGAGCCUCCAUUUUGCAUGUACGAACCCGACUACAGGGCUGCUCUGUAAUCCUCGACUUCGAACAUUUCCGGUGUACCGUUACGGAUCGCGGGCCCGGACACGCUCCGCCCUUAGAACCGCUAAAAGUCCGCAUAGCUUGCUCCUGCUGUGUCUCUAUUGGACUUCGUGUCCUCAAGCGACCCCAAUUGACGUACAGCUGACAGACGUUCCACUAAGCACCAAGAGAAGGUUCGGUGUCUGCCUCAAUCUCGGUUACACUGCGCUUGUACUUCUCUACUGGUUGGUAAUAUCUG
Molecule: messenger RNA, 450 nt
Organism: Baudoinia panamericana UAMH 10762
Lineage: Eukaryota; Fungi; Ascomycota; Dothideomycetes; Mycosphaerellales; Teratosphaeriaceae
Exons: 1
Coding region: 130-357 (75 amino acids)
Source: RefSeq, a predicted model, not a curated record